GUCACUUUCCCAUCGUCGGAGCCGAAUUGGCUAAUUUAGUGAUUUUUAUCUACACAGGCGCCCAAAGCAUCUAUUCCAAAGCGCAAACGCGGUCGGCCGUCCAACGCGUCCAAGCUCGAAAUCAACGCGUCGCAAGAGCGCAACGAUGCCGCCGAAGCAUACGAAACUGAUGCGCCCGACCAGAUGCGCCCGAAGAAGCGCGGCAGGCCAAGGAAAAGCGUAGGCUCGCCUGAUGAGGAGCCUAGCCCAGCGCCAGAGGGUUCCAAACCUGCGAAGAAGAGAGGUCGACCAUCAAUGGGGAGUAAAGCAAGGGGUCUAAGUGCAGACCAAGACGAGGCGACGCCGCCUCAGCAAAAGCGAAAACGAGGACGCCCGUCGCUAAAGAACCGAGAGUACGAAGAUGAACAUACACUGCAGCAGAGUGGCGAAGAAACCGAAUCACCAGCCAGUCGACAAGGGACCAGAAGAGGGAGAAACCACGCUGAGCAGGAGUCAGAAGAAGAUCAGCUACAGAAUGACACCCCAGUACCGGCUAAACGAAAAAGAGGUCGCCCCUCUCUGCAGGCUCGACGAGCGGAAGAAGAGGGAACUCCAGAACACGGCCCGACAAAGGGGAAGAAACAAGCAUCGCAACGAAAACGGGGGCGCCCAUCACUACGAGAUAUAGACGCCCCGAAUGAGAUUCAGCGCAAACCUAGCGCCAAAGGAAAGACGGUGGACGGUCCGUCGAUUGCGGCACCGAGCAAACGCCAAGGCCGUCCUCCUGGAAGCACGAGAGCCUCAACUGGGGCAGCAGCGGAGGAUGCCAGGAGAUCCCCUGAGGCUGAAGUUGAGCCAGCAAAAGAUACGUCUCUGUCAAAGAAGAAGAAGCGCCAGCCUCAUCAAGACGCCAACGCCGAUGUCGAAGACGAAGACGAUGACGAUGCUCCCCCUUCGCCUUCCAAGCCGUAUCUCCACGUCUCACCUCACGUCCACCGAGUCCGUCAGUCCACCAUCGAAUCUAAAUGGACCCCCUUACCGGACUCUACCAUCUCAGCCGCUUCCUCAAUGCUUCUCGUCGCUCACCGCCCCAUCCUCCAACGCCUCUCCGGCAGCGAGCAGCGCCACGCUCACACCUCGGCCGCGCUCCGUCUCAUCUCUCACCGCAUCACCCGCAAGCUCUCAAAGGGCAUACCCUUCCCUCCGGCAAGCAUGCCUUCCGCUCGGGUGCCUCGUGGUGGUCGACAAAUCAGCGCCGCCUCAGCGGCUGCUAAUGUGAUGGACGGGCGUGCCAUUGAGCUUGACUUUGAGAGCGUUCUUGACGCAAAGCAGGCUCUGGAACGGCAACUGGAUCCAGCGAUCCACGCCGUCGAGCUGCUGACUCGCGAGAAAGAGAACCUGGAGAGGGAGCUGGAGCAGGACUAUGAAGCGCUGCGGAAUUUAGAAUCGAGCGCAAAGGCCCAGGGAAGAGAGUAUCGCGGCAUGCUGAAAAAAGCACAUGUCUUGGCGCCCACGCCCGAGCUUGUUCAUGAGCGGCAGAAGCAAAAGGUCGAGCAGGACAUAUCUUUCAGCCACUCUAAUAGCUCUGCCUCGGGGGGGCUCUUCAGUGACCUCGAGGACCCAGAGCUUAAAUCUUUAGCUCUCCAGCUCAGUGACCACAUGGAAAGCAUCAAAAACAACCUCCAGCAAACCGACGGCAUCAUUCCGCAGCUAGCCCGGAGUAAGGCCGCUUUGCAAGAUAUCUUGUUUAAACAGCUGGGCCAGGAGCAAUAUGAGCGCGUAGUGCUUGGGUGAAAAGAACGACGGACGAAGCAGCACAAAUUUGAAAGCAACAACAAGGUAUUAUUUGUAUUGGAGAUGAUUAUUUGUUUAUAUAAAGGGCGGAGACAGGAGUUUGUUAUUUCUCACAGGGGCUGAGCAAAGCAUGCGUUGACUUUUCUAGAUUUACCGAGUUGGUUUGUGUUACAUAUAUCCCUAUUGUCAUGAUUAAACGAACGGCGUAUAUGUGUCAAAGAUGGGGUACGAUUUACUUUAGCAGUAUUAACAAAGAAUAUCAA
Messenger RNA from Trichoderma asperellum CBS 433.97, 2036 nucleotides. RefSeq lists its product as uncharacterized. NCBI's taxonomy places the organism in Eukaryota, Fungi, Ascomycota, Sordariomycetes, Hypocreales, Hypocreaceae. Gene Ontology annotation, molecular function: DNA binding. The record is from RefSeq and is a predicted model, not a curated record.